AUGGAAAAACGAAGCAUGAUACGGAUCUCCAAAGUCUUACGAGACUUUGGCGGUAUGAUACCGUUGGGGUCCCAGAACUUCGAGCGGCGAUAUCCGUCACUUCUCCAGAUUCCUGUUUUUUUCAAGCCCUUGGAGCGAACCCCUGUCACCCGUCGCUCCCAGUUGUUGCGGUCCUAUCUGGCGGAGGAGAUGGUCAACGGCGCAGCCACAAGUCCCCUGAGAAGUCAACUAAGGCACAGUGCGCAGCCCGUCUCCUUUGGCUUUCCGACUUUUCAUUCGCCUUGCAUCUUGCAUUUUCUCAUUUUCUCGUAUACCGCACAGGCCGUCUUGGCCAUCUCACCCCCGAAUUUGGUAAUCAAUCUCUCCUUGUUCUCCGUCCCCGACUCCCUCUCCCUCUCCCUCUCGUUCCAAGGAGUCAAAAGUGACAAACGCAACACUGAAAAGGCACCGUUACACGCGUCAGCUACCCCUGCCUUCAAGGGUAUCGCAUGA
Messenger RNA from Sodiomyces alkalinus F11, 492 nucleotides. RefSeq lists its product as hypothetical. Lineage: Eukaryota; Fungi; Ascomycota; Sordariomycetes; Glomerellales; Plectosphaerellaceae. Bases 1 to 492 code for a protein of 163 amino acids. The transcript is spliced from 7 exons. The record is from RefSeq and is a predicted model, not a curated record.